Molecule: messenger RNA, 712 nt
Organism: Hordeum vulgare subsp. vulgare (domesticated barley)
Lineage: Eukaryota; Viridiplantae; Streptophyta; Magnoliopsida; Poales; Poaceae
Exons: 1
Coding region: 157-393 (78 amino acids)
Biological process (GO): regulation of DNA-templated transcription
Source: RefSeq, a predicted model, not a curated record
GUCCUCCCCACAUGGCCAAGUGAAACACCCCUUGCCUCUGAGACCCCCUAUAUAUACGCCCCUUGCUGUGUCCCUCAGCACACAUCCUCCACACACAGCACAAGUUAGUGACACAGCAACCUGGGGAGGGAGAGAGGGAGAGAUACACAGAGAGAGAUGAGAAGGAAGGCCACCUUCACGGUGGGAAAGGCCAAGGGGGUGGUGGCAUCGCUGAUGCACAGGAGGCCCUUCCAGCACAUGGUGCUGAGGAGGCUGAGGGAGCUCAAGAAGAUAGUCCCGGACGCCCGGGACGCCGAUGUCGACGUGCUGCUCCGGCAGACCGCCGAGUACAUCUGCAUCCUCGAGCUCAAGGUGGCCGCCCUGCGGAGGCUCUCCGCCAUCUACGGCGCGUGAUGGGAUGCCGCGCCUCCGUCUCGGUCCGGCCCACCGCAGCGCCCAUGGUUAGAGGUUUUGAGCCCCAGAGUGGAUGCAAUUGUGCAUUAGUUGGGUAGGAGGAACAUUUCUUGCCUGCUCAUCUCGUGUACCCCCCACACCCCCUCCAGUAGUACUACGUUUUGUGAGCUGUGGCUCCUGUGUGCGGUCACACAUGGGAGUUUGUUUGGCAGCAGAAGCCGGCCAUUGUUACUGACAAGGCAAUGGCUGGUGUUGGCUACAAGAACAAUUAUCUAAGCCCCUCCCUGCAUCUUAUGGAAUAUAUAGUUGUUUCUAUUCA